Bipolaris maydis ATCC 48331 is the source of this 549-nucleotide messenger RNA. RefSeq lists its product as uncharacterized. Lineage: Eukaryota; Fungi; Ascomycota; Dothideomycetes; Pleosporales; Pleosporaceae. The record is from RefSeq and is a predicted model, not a curated record.
AUGUCGUAUUUCCUUUCCAUACUAGAGGAGGCCAGGGGAGAAGCCCUCGAUAGUCACAAAGUCACCUCUGAGUCCAGUAAUCCCAAGAGAAAUAUUGUAAGGUCGACAAAAGUGGUUCCGCGGACCCAGACGAACACUGAGCGGAAAGACAGUGGCAACACUGAUCCUGGAUGCUCAUCGAAAUCUAUUAAUCUACCCAUAUCUUAUAGUGACAACAACAACAUACAGUUCAAAGGCCAAAAGCGUCUUCCUCUGGCCGAUAAGAAGGACAACAUGAUCAUGAAGAGGAGGAGGACCCCAAGCUCUAAACAAACCAGUAGCGGGAGGUCAGGUAAGGAGAAGAAGCCCUCUCCAACGACAAGUGCCUCGCAUAUUACCAAAGCCAAGCGCAAAACGGUGGCGGUCUCACGAGCCACGCAAAAUCUCGACCACGAUUCCGAGGGACAGAAUUCGGAAGAAGAUUUCGUCGUCGACGACCUGGCAUAUAAGCCCCGGAAAUCAAAGGUCGGUGCAAUGGCCCGUUCAAAACUGUUUGCAGGAAUGAAGUAG